Molecule: messenger RNA, 3135 nt
Organism: Cuscuta campestris
Lineage: Eukaryota; Viridiplantae; Streptophyta; Magnoliopsida; Solanales; Convolvulaceae
Source: the annotation of a GenBank genome assembly
ACGCGCGUGCGAGUAGCUAGUCGCUCAUCGGCCAUUAAAGCUUCCAACCUCACUCCCUCCCCUUCCACUCUCUCUCUCUCAUCACCAGCUCAGCGUCAAGUCGUCAACUAUCUCUCCCUUUUUUUUCUCUCGCUACAUUCUCUCCUUGACCGCUUGCUGCAAUCUCUUCCUGCAUUUACUCUACAGAUCGCGCCCGACCCGCGUUUCUCGGAUCUGUGAAGUACCCGAUAGCAGCAUUGUCAAGCCGAGUUAGGGUUCUUCUCCCCCCGUCCUGCUCGCCGGAGCUAUGAGCUGGAUGCGGCGACAUGCAAUGGCUGGGGUUUUCCGACGGAGUUGAUGGAGGAUUCUGUCGGUGCGGCUGGCUGUAGGAGAACCCGAAGAGGGUGCUGGGCGAGAUGGGCCGGGUUGGAUUCUCAGAAUCGUGAUUGGAAUUUCGCGGCCCUAGAGAUAGAAGAUGUCUGCUCUUGCUUUUCUCUUUCUUCUCCCCCUGUUCACUCUGGUUCCUACUAGUAUUGUGAGGUUAGAGUCUACCAGUGCAUCGUGGGCUCCACUAUCAGCUCCUCAUAGACAUCAUCUCAAACCUUCUAUCAAUCCCACUCGCGGACCAGCUUUUUCACCAGUGCUUCCAGGCCCUCUACCCAGUCCUAUUGGCAAUACUUGGCGAAGGCAUCAUCACCGUCAUCACCAUCGAGGGAGUACUCGACCAGCAGUUUCACCACCUUCAGGAUCUGUCUGCAGUCAGGGCUGUUCGCCUCCACUUGCUUCAGUUCCCCUCCUUUCAAGAUGUGAUUGCGUGUUUCCAAUGAACGUGAAGCUCCUCUUAGGUGUAUCACUUUAUUCUGUAUUUCCUGUCAUUAGAGAGCUUGGGCUUGAGGUUGCUGCAGGCACAUACCUUGAUCCUUGUCAAGUAGUUGUUGUUGGAGCAAGUGCUUACAAUCAAGACCAGGGAAAGACAAUGGUUGAUCUUAACUUGGUUCCGCUAGGGGAGAAGUUUGAUAACACCACUGCUCAGCUUACUUCUGAACGAUUUUGGAAAAAGAAUGUGCCUUUAAACCAUACUAUGUUUGGUGAUUAUGAGGUGAUAUCCAUUAGCUAUCCAGGGCUGUCUUCUUCUCCACCACCUGGCAGUUUUAAUGGUUCAAGCACAGACACUCAGCCGAUUCCUGUUACUGCUGAUAUUACGAAUAGGAGUCAGAAAAUGAGUCCGAGACUAAUAUUUCUCAUUGCUUCAUCAGCUCUAGUACUCCUAGUGAUUUUAUGCGGAGCCAUUGUUAUUAUGCUAAAAUGCAGGAAGCCUGGCCGACCAUCAAGCGCUGUUGGUCCUGUUUAUGCUUCUGCUAUAAACAAGAAAUCUGGAAUGGGGUCUAUGAUAUCAAGUAGCCCUGUAAGCUCGACAUCGGUGUCCUUCGCUUCUGCAAUGCCCACAUCUAUUCGUUCUGUUCGGACAUUUUCUCUUGCUGAGCUCGAGAAAGCCACAGAAAAGUUUUGUUUAAAAAGAGUUUUAGGGGAAGGAGGGUUUGGACGUGUUUAUCAUGGGAUCUUGGAAGACAAUUCAGAAGUUGCUGUCAAAUUGCUUACAAGGGAUAAUAAUCAAAACGGAGAUCGUGAAUUCAUUGCUGAAGUUGAGAUGCUAAGCAGAUUGCAUCACCGUAACCUUGUGAAAUUAAUUGGCAUAUGCAUUGAAGACUGGACACGCUGUUUGGUUUACGAGCUUGUUCCAAACGGAAGUGUUGAGUCUCACUUGCAUGGAGUAGACAGGAUGAGAUGUCCUCUUGAUUGGGAUGCACGGUUGAAAAUUGCUCUUGGGUCUGCAAGGGGCCUGGCUUAUCUUCAUGAAGAUUCUAACCCUCGUGUAAUCCAUCGUGACUUCAAAGCUAGUAAUGUUUUGCUGGAAGAUGAUUAUACCCCCAAGGUUUCAGAUUUUGGAUUGGCAAGGGAAGCAACCGAAGGAAGUCAACAUAUAUCAACACGAGUCAUGGGAACUUUUGGGUAUGUUGCUCCAGAAUAUGCUAUGACAGGCCAUCUACUUGUGAAAAGUGAUGUAUACAGCUAUGGGGUUGUGCUACUAGAGCUUCUUUCAGGAAGAAAACCAGUUGAUAUGUCUCAACCACCAGGACAAGAAAACCUCGUUACGUGGGCCAGGCCUCUACUGACCACUAGAGAUGGAUUGAAGCAAUUGGUGGACCCUUCCUUGGAUGGGAGCUUCUACGACUUUGAUGACAUGGCAAAGGUGGCAGCCAUAGCUUCCAUGUGUGUUCACCCAGAGGUGACUCAAAGACCCUUCAUGGGAGAAGUUGUUCAGGCACUCAAGCUCAUCUACAACGACGACACAGACGAAACAUGUGCAGAUGGCUGUAGUGUAAAAGACUCACUCCCUGACUCUGAAUACAGAGGCGGCGAUCAUAUCAAUUCAGACAGCAGCUGGUGGAACGCUGGUGGGAUGACACCUCGGCUGACAUACGGUGUCGCCUCCUCCUUCAUGACAAUGGAGUACAGCUCUGAUCUGCAAGACGAGUUUGAAAACAGGCCGUUCUCAUCCUCAAGACUGAUGGGACGAGGAGGGGUUGCCAGCAGGGGUGUUGCAUUACCAAUAACGCACGGGAACAGAUCAGGCCCCCUAAGGACUGCCAGGGGUAAUCCCGUCUUUUACAAACCAAGCGGUAGUAUGAGCGAACACGGCUCAUCACUCAUUCCAAGACGCUCUUGUAAUAACGGUGACGAGUACAAUGACGCUUAUCUCUAGGACGGAAUGGAGAACUGUGUAAAAUGUACAGUGCUGGAAAGACCAGACCCCAUCGGUACUGAAAAUGAAAAGACAAUAUGGUUUGUGGGUGAGGUAGCAGAAGCAGCAGUUGUUGUAGUAUAAGAUUAGGAGUUUGGAUUCGGCCGCGGUUUGCCUUCUAAUUUUUGGUCAUCUUUUACAAUCAAUUAAUUAAUUACAACAGCAGGGGAACCUUGGUGUAAAUGUAGUCACUCAAUUCACUUCAUGGUUCAAUACUCGAUUGAACCAUUAUGUCACAUUUAUAUUCUUUUCCUUCAUGGUUUUCACAGCCAAUGUUGUUUUUUAGGCUAACUCAUCAUCGGUAUGAAUAUCCGUGUGGCCUGCAAAAAAGAAAAGAAAAUGCUCGGCCGUUG